This is a messenger RNA of Boleophthalmus pectinirostris (great blue-spotted mudskipper), 6035 nucleotides long. It is a transcript of the gene ppp2r3b, whose product is annotated as protein phosphatase 2, regulatory subunit B'', beta. Bases 3913 to 5415 code for a protein of 500 amino acids. NCBI's taxonomy places the organism in Eukaryota, Metazoa, Chordata, Actinopteri, Gobiiformes, Gobiidae. Gene Ontology annotation, molecular function: protein phosphatase regulator activity; calcium ion binding. The record is from RefSeq and is a predicted model, not a curated record. The transcript is spliced from 13 exons. Gene Ontology annotation, cellular component: protein phosphatase type 2A complex. Gene Ontology annotation, biological process: protein dephosphorylation.
CAUUCAGAAGAGACUAAUCUUAUUAUUCAUACUGAGAAAACCUGGCUGCAUUUGAAGAGAAUGUAUGCAGAGUCCCCUUUGAGGGUUUUUCCAAUGCAUUCUAUUACAUUCACAAAUCAGCUGGCUUAGAGGCAAAACCAAAAUAAUCUUUUUUUCAUUCUCUUGUGUCUGACAUGAUAGUUUUGACAGAUUUGCAUAAACUUUAGAAAUUCAUUUCCACGUCUCUUUUCUUGCAGUGAUCUUUAGCCCUCGUUUCAACCCUGUAACCUCUUAUUAAUGUAAAGCAGCUGCUGAAUAGCUCAUACCAUAUGAUCCACUGUGACGUGGGUAGUGGCACGCCGCCAUAGUGUCUUUUCAUAUUAAGGAGAUUGUGACGUGGGAUAAAGUAAUACUGCUAUUUUAAGACAACAAAAUGAACUCUUGCAUAUAUGCAUUCUUCAAAGGAUUAAUGAAAAAUCCGGUGUAUGUUGCUGUGAUGCUGCUUGGAACAGCUGGUCUGACUUUGACAUCAGAACCCGUUAUAGAUAGCUCUGCCUCCCCCGCUGCGGGCAUGAGAUACCCAGAACUGUGUUGGUCAGAUGAGGUGGGGCAACACUCCAGACUCUCAGUAAUUUACUCUACAUAUUCAACUUGUAAAGCCUGUCGUUAAAAGAAUAUUCAGUCAAGAGAUGUUAUGCUUACAGUAAAAUCAGUGUGUGAGAUUGUUGGAGUAUUUUGCUCUGGGCCAGUUGCCUGACUGCCUCACCAUGCAGCCUAAAACAAAAGUAGAAGAAAAGCAGAAUAAGCAGGCCAGUGUUGAUUUGUUUAUUUUUGCCAAAACAUUGUACAUGUCAGUUUCAUUUGACUUUAGAUGUAUUGUAUCCAUAAAUCAGGAGAUGCUUAUCUGUAUGUAAAAAUGUCCAUUUGUUGUUUUAUAUUGAAUAACUACCAGGAAAGAUUGGAAUUCAUAAACCAGAGCUUGAUUUGACCUCGUUCUUCUUUUGUCCUUAAAGUUCUUCUGCAGAAUAUUUAGUCAUCACAUGGCUUAUAUUGGAGCUAUGUUAGGCAUGCUGUUAUUUAUAUUAAAAUUACCUAUUUAUAUGCUGCCUAAUUUGACACAUCCUUUUGCAGUUGGGAGCCUGUAUUCCUGGAGGCCUCUGUUUAUAACAGCCUGGAGGGAGCCAGAGACACGGAAGCUAUUUGAAGAAAGGGCCUAGGGUCACUUUAUCAGUUGUGCGACCUCUUGCUAAGUGCUAAAGAGCUUCUUGUGAGUUAUUUGGGAGUCAUAGUCCACAAACUCAGACCUUGAAGUUAAACUGAAAUAUCCACUCUGUUUUAGGAGUACAAAGAGUUCUUUUGAGUAUUGAUUGGGUUUGUUUGUCAUGUGGACUGUGAUCACUUUAUCUGCUAUAGGUUUGCGUAAUGGGGCCAUAUCUUCUUCUGUCUUUGUUCUGACUCGUACCUUUACUUGUGAUGGAUAAGAAAAGUCUUCUUUUUUACAUGAACUCUUCAGCUCUCCAUUGUCACCUUAUGCAAGAUAGCUGGUAACAUCUUGUUCUGCUUGUUUAGUUUCCAGUGGUCAGGCCUAUUUCUAGCUCAUGUUCAAAUCAAUUCCAAAUCCUGGUUUUAGACGUCAGAUUGUGUUGGAUUGAGUCAGAGCUUUUUGGAUUGUAUGCUGCUGCUGCUGCUGCUGCUGCUGCUACUGCUACAUGUGGCUUUGGUACUCCAUCUGGCUCUAAUCCAGAUAUGAGAAACCAGCAAUAAGAAUACUGUUAAUUAUUGUGUGGGGGGGUGUAGUAAUUCUUUAAUUUCAAUCUUUCAUUGAUCCUGAUACAACCCAAUACAUUGGUGCGAAUAAAUCCAUGAUAUUGAAAGUAAGAUUUUAUUUUAAGAUCUCUUGUUUUAGUAAGUAGUACUGUAUAAAGUUUAGUUUUGUAGAGUUUAGUUUUUGUUAUUAACCAUUAAGUUUUCUGGAAACCAGUCUACCAAGAUAGUGAAAGACUGAACCCCACAGUUUGACAUGUUAUGUAAUACAGCGGACACCACACAUGUUUCAGGGUAAAGCAGCUUUAACUGUUUGCAGAUUAGAUGUUCUGUAGCCAAGCUCAAGGUCUCAUGGAUCUCUGUGUGGCAUGAUAAAUUAAUAAAUACAUUUAAAAAUAAUAAUUUUCAAUGGAUGCCCUUAGUAAAUUGCUAAUUGGUAAGUCUAGACCUCACUACAUGCUCUAAAAUACAUGUAGUUCUUGCAUUAGUUUUGAUACCAUAUCAGUACUUUGAUUUAAGUAUCUGCCACAUCUUAUUAACUUAUUUUAACCAAUACCAGUGUAGGGACAGAGAAUGGCAUGUUUCCCCCAAAAACACAGUUAUUUAUAAAAAAAAAUGGAAUGUCUAACUGUCUACAGGACCACAUUGUGAAUAAAAGUUGUGAAUAAAAUAAAAUAAUUCAAACAGAAUGGUGCAUUCUAGGCUAGAAUCAGCCUGUAAAUAGUCUUAUUGCAUCUAAUUAAAGGCCCAAACAGGCGGAACAAAUUUCUUGUAACUGAUACCUGAUCCAGCUAAUUUGUUGGUGUCAUUGCAUCCCUAAUUAGUUUAGCAGUUUAAAUUUCUGUUUGUUUUCUAAUUAUGGCCCAGGCAAAAUAUACAAAUCUAUAUCUGAAUUGUUUAGCUCUGCUUUCAAGCAUUUUAACAUUCCCCUUUUUAUGUAAGAUAUUAACAUAUUUUACAGUUGUGUGUUACCUCAUAAUUAUUUAAUUACACAGAAACCCUGCAAAUGACACAAUGCCACUGCUGUCUCACCAUGUGAUCGUCUGGGGGUAUUUUUGCUCUGGACAGUUGUUUGUUUAAACUGAUGAUAAAUAAAAAUGUAACAUAAAUGUUAUAUUUGUGCAUUCUGCAGCGUAUCAGGUCUCUGCAGAGCCCUGAGUGGAUGAUAACAGGAACUUUGUAUUGACCAAAACAAUGGAAACUUAUGACACUCUCAUAUACAACUAUUGACCGUCUUUAGCAGCAAAAUUCAAUUAUAUAUUUCUGCAUAAAAAGGCCAGGCACUUCCAGUGCAUUAGGUCUGUGCCUUUAUGGGAAAUAGCUGUAAUUGGGGAUCGGAAAGUUUGUUUGAGCACUAAAGAUAAACUCUUGUCUCUCCUGAUCUAAUUUCUUAGGUUGCCUAAACAGUGUUUGGCAUAGCUUUUAAUAGACACAGACUUGUUCACUCAUCAUUCUUUCAAUUUGACAUGUCCCCCCUCCCCCUUUGCCAUCAACUAUAAUAAGAUGUGGAAUGUCUUGCUGCCCAGUGGAAAAGACAGGUCAAUUUAGAAACAAAACAAAUACUUUAAAUUGUAUGGAUCUAUAUGGUCACAUACAGACAUUUGUUACAAUUAUUGCUUCUUGUAGAGGAAAACUAAAUGUUACCCUUGCCCUUUUGAGCAUCUUUUACCGACACUGUUAGCAAUUGUCUUUUUGUGCAUUAUUUUGUUUUUAUAACAUCUUUGGUGAUUAGUGAAUGUCACUCAGUUUAUCAUCUGCUGGCUCAUGUGGUGGCCAGGAGCUGCAACAACAGGUCUGUCACUUUACAUAACCUUCUAUGAGCAGUGAGGAAUGCAAACUGGAAAGGGCAGAUCACUUGCUCUCACCCCUCCCACCCCUCGCGCACACACAGAGUCCCAGAGUGCGUCAGUCCUUAUCUCCCUAGCCGCUCUGAAGCCAGGGCUCCGGACGUGUGUGUGCAGACAGCUGGACCGAGCAGGCAGAGCCCAACUCUACACAUGGACAGCGCAGCCUCAGUGGCAGCUGCUCUUCUGUUUUAGGAAGCUCCAACUCAGACAGAGCACAAGGACAAAACUUGGGACAUCUUCUUGCUCUAGCAGUGAUCAGUGCACCCAGGAGAAACCCACUGGAUUGAGUUUGUUUAUGUUUCUGGUCACGUGAAGCGCGAGGAUGAGGAUGAAGGAGCUCUCCCUACGCCAGGACCCCGACCUGAGGAAAGAGUUGGCCCAGUUGGCCCGAGGUUGUGACUUUGUUUUGCCCUCUCGCUUCAAGAAAAGACUCAGAGCUUUCCAGCAAGGACAGGCUCAGGUGAGGACGGAGGAGCCAGUCACCACAGCACUGAGUGAAAGCAUUCCAAAGUUUUACUUCCCUCAAGGCAGGCCUCAAGCCAAUCUCAACAUCGACAGCCUCAUUUCUAAAAUAGAGAAAACAUUUUCUCAGUUUUCGAAUGAAAGGGCCACCAUUGAUGACAUGGGCCAGGUCGCUAAGGCCUGUGAGUGUCCUCUCUACUGGAAAGUGCCAUUGUUCUGUUUGGCUGGAGGGGACAGGACCGGCUUUGUGUCUGUUCACAAAUUCGUGGCUAUGUGGAGAAAAACGCUGCAGACCUGUCAUGAUGACGCCUCUAAAUUUGUGCACCUCUUGGCCAAACCCGGCUGUAAUUACCUGGAACAGGACGACUUUAUUCCAUUCCUCCAGGAUGUGGUGAACACACACAGCGGCCUAGCUUUUCUUAAAGAGGCACCAGACUUUCACUUCAGAUAUAUCACCACAGUAAUACAAAGGAUAUUUUAUAAUGUAAACCGGUCAUGGACAGGAAAAAUCACAGGUUACGAACUCAGAAAAAGUAAUUUUCUGCAGAAUGUGGCUUUGUUGGAACAGGAAGAAGAUGUAAACCAGCUGACGGACUACUUUUCCUAUGAGCACUUUUAUGUCAUUUACUGCAAGUUUUGGGAGCUGGACACAGAUCAUGAUCUCUAUAUUGACAAAAAAGACUUGGCACGACAUAAUGACCAAGCUAUUUCUCGUAAAAUGAUUGACAGAAUAUUCUCAGGGACAGUAACAAGAGACAGACAGGUGUACAAGGAGAGACGACUAAGCUACGCAGAUUUUGUUUGGUUUCUGCUCUCAGAGGAGGACAAAAAGACAGAAACAAGUAUAGAAUACUGGUUCCGCUGCAUGGACCUGGAUGGUGAUGGGGUGCUCAGUAUGUAUGAGCUGGAGUAUUUCUAUGAUGAACAGUGUCAGAAACUGGAAGCCAUGGCCAUUGAGCCUCUUCCCUUUGAAGACUGCCUCUGCCAAAUGCUCGACCUUGUCAAGCCUGAGGUCAAAGAAAAGAUCACGCUACGAGAUUUGAAGAGGUGCAAGUUGGCCCAUAUAUUUUUUGACACAUUCUUCAAUAUUGAGAAGUACUUGGAACAUGAACAAAAGGACCCAUUCUCUGUUAUACGGGAGGUGGAGUCUGAUGGCCAGGAGAUGUCUGACUGGGAAAAAUAUGCAGCAGAGGAGUAUGAUAUUUUGGUUGCUGAAGAAGCAGCCAACGAGCAGUGCAAUGAUGUAUACGACAAUCCCUUGCUCAUCUCCAGUGAGCUGGGAUUCACAAAGAGACACUUCUUUGAGAUUCCCAGUCCGCACGGCGAUCUGGAUGACUAUGAAUACGAUGAUGACUUUGAAUGACCAGCACUGCAGUAGUAUUUUCCCAUAAUUCAACUGGGCAAAAUGGACACUUGUCAAAACAAAGAUGUACAAGGUCAAAACCAGUACAAACACAUGGUUAUAGCAGCACAUGAUUUUUAACAGUUCUGUCGACAGUUUGGAUAAUACACAAAUGCCUUGUAUUUCAUUGUUUCAAAUCUUGCUCACUACUGUUUGGCUUACAUCUAAUUUUAGCUGUGAGUUUUGUGCCACAAGUGAAUUACACUGACAUAAGCUAAGCCAUAUUGUUACACACUAAAGUUUUUUAUUUUAUUUUAUUUUAGACACAAACUAUGGCACACAUAAUAGUUUGAGUAAAUGGCCGUCAUUGGUGAAUAACACAUUCCAAUGAUCAGUAAUCCGCAAAUAAGUCAAGGAACACUUUAUAUUGUACAGAGCCAUAUUUAUUUUGUCAUGAAAGAGUGUGAAUUGUUUUUUGUUUUGUUUUUUUUAUUGUAAAACAAGUAUACUUGUAAAUAGUGAGUGCGUAGUGUUGUAAAUGAUUUUAACUUUUCUAUAAAGUACUUUGUACUUUCAAGAACAAAAGAAACAGUUAACAUUUUUCAUUGGUUUAAAAAAAUAAAGUUAUGUUAAUUAUAAAA